This is a messenger RNA of Heterotrigona itama, 1287 nucleotides long. NCBI's taxonomy places the organism in Eukaryota, Metazoa, Arthropoda, Insecta, Hymenoptera, Apidae. The record is from the annotation of a GenBank genome assembly.
AUGUACUUCAUAAAGGUAAUUUGUGUUUCAAUUGAAAUGGUAAGAAAAAAAAAAAAAAUGAUGAUGCCACGGGUCCUUAAUGAUAUUUCGUGACGUCAUGUUGCGUCAUCGUUAAAAUUCAAGCAUCGACGGAGGUCUCAGUCAGAGUUAGAGACCAUCAAACUUGAUAAAGCAUAAAUCGUAUGCAGAGGGUUCUGCCAAGUGGGAAUGGAAGUGGAGUGAAUCGGUCAUUUAAUAAUGUAGCAACUGACAAAACGCUAGAACGAUCGUCGAUUAUCAAUGGCUCGUUUUUCGCAACUUUUUUGUUGCCUCUAGCUUUUUAAUAUCUCCCCCUUGUUACAGCCAAAAUCUUACUAUAUCUGAUCUCGGUGUUGUCAUGUUUGUAACUAAUUCUUCCAUUAUGCGAUUCACAAUUUCUUGAAUUACAUUUCUCUGCAAUGUAACCUUUUUUUUUACCGGACAAUUCAUGUUUGAAGAAUAUUCAUCUCUUAAUUUAAAGUUGCAAGAAGUUUGUUUAUGAAAAAAAAUUCAUAAAAAAUGCGUAGCCCUGCUCUAUAAUUUAGAAACUUUUCUUUUCCAGUUAGCAGCUAUGGCAGUGUCAGGGCAAAUGAGCUAUGACCUCUGCAAAAAAUGUAACAGAAGUUACCACGACUUAAGAAAUAUGUAUGAAAGGAACUUACAGGAUGUUUUCCACCUACCUGAUGAAGAAGAUCACACUGAGAAACUUGGGAAGAGGCAAUGGAUCCUCAGUCGGGGCAAUAGAAAUUCAUUGCCUGAGUACUAUAGUUUAUGCGAAACUGUAACGGAAACAGUGCAACUAGACGAUUCAGAGUACGAGUAUCAACCGCCUCUUUAUCACGAGGUUUACUGUAAAAGUAACGCUUUGCUAGAUAGCCUGCAACGUGCCAAUCCAUCAAAGCAGAAAUGCGUAUAUAAUGGUUUUCAUUGCGUGCAAAGAAGUAGAACUUUGAUAUUGGUAAGGCGACGAUGGGAAAACGAGUGUUGGGAACCUUUCAUCAAACAAAUUUCCAGUGGUUGUGAUUGUAUGUGGCCAAAAUCUGUCCUUGGAGAUAUAACUAAACAUUAUUAAUCACCAAUAGUUUCUUGCAUCAUAUUAUAUCAGAGAAAUUAAGGAUUAAGAAGUCAAAAUUCUUUUAAUUUCUUCAAAUUUUAAACGAUUGAACAUUUAGUGGUGCAAAAAAAUUCUUAUACAGAAUCAUUAUGUAUAUUAUCAAAUAUAUAUAAAUUUGUAAUCUAUAUGAUUCGUUUUAUCGAAGCUGUUUAUUU